Labeo rohita (rohu) is the source of this 3288-nucleotide messenger RNA. It is a transcript of the gene nsmfa, whose product is annotated as NMDA receptor synaptonuclear signaling and neuronal migration factor a. Lineage: Eukaryota; Metazoa; Chordata; Actinopteri; Cypriniformes; Cyprinidae. Bases 275 to 2110 code for a protein of 611 amino acids. Gene Ontology annotation, biological process: regulation of neuronal synaptic plasticity; positive regulation of neuron migration. The transcript has 14 exons. Gene Ontology annotation, cellular component: cytoplasm; nucleus. The record is from RefSeq and is a predicted model, not a curated record.
UGAAUGAAGAGAGAGAGAGAGCGAGGAGGGGAGGGACCUGCUCGCGCGUGUGUUUUUUCUUUAACUAGUUGACACUGGCAAGAGGAGACGGCAGCAUCCUCCGUCCCGCAUCCCCUCCAGAAUUUUGCGUUAUUCUAUACACAGAUCUUCAUGUGAACGCAAAAGGAUCCGCAUCCUAAAACCAACCUGUUCCAUUGUUUUUUUCACGCGUUUUCUCCAAUGCUUUGACAUCUGGAAUGUGCUGUUUUCUUGCAAGCGUUGUUUCCAUGCCAGCAUGGGAACUGCAGUGUCCAAAAGGAAGAAUCUGAGAAAUGAUGCGAUUUCUUCGGUGGCAGCCAAAGUUAGAGCAGCUCGUGCAUUCGGAGAGUACCUUCACACCCAUCCUGAGAACCGCAACGGAUCAGAUCACUUACUGUCUGACACCCUCGUUGGCCACGACUCUGACUCCCCAGACAGCCUGUGUGCUCAGAACAACAACUUCAACAGCUGCACCCUCCAGGGCUCCGCCGUCAGCGCCGACCCCAGCUUGAUUAACCCCGCCCUGGGCCUUCUGGAACCACCACCUCCGACAGCAGCUUCCUCCAAGAGUCGACUGUCCCUAGAGCGCAGCUUUUCGGCAGAGGAGGAUCAGCAGAAGUGCGUGGAGUGUGCCCUGCAGCCUGCUCGCGUCUACACCAUCACCGGAGAGAGCGGCAUGCUGGGGACCAGCCGGGGAAGCAAGGAGAACCUGGAGCUUGAGGUCUUAAAAGCGGCGCAGGAGGCGUGUAAUGCCCAAGCGCUCGCCCAGCCCUCUACAUCCAACUCGUCCUCUCCGACCCAGCACCACCGCCACCACCAUGGAGCUGCAGGUGGAGGUGGAGGUGGAAGCGGAAGCGCAAGUGGAUCCGGAAACCAUCAUCACAGCAACCACCAUCAUGCCGGCAACCAUCAUCACAGCAACACCAGCGGAGCUGGAAGCAGCGGAACCAGUGGCGGAAGCCACCAUCACCACGGGGUGCACCAUCACCACCUUUCCCAGCCGCUGCAGAGCUCGGUCAGCGCGCACAACAUCCGCGGCUGGGGGGAGGGAAAGGACUGCGGCCUGGCGUGCGAGGCCUGUCCCGGGGUUCCCUCGCGUAGCCAGGGUUCCCUGGAUCUGGAAAGCAGCACCCGAGAGGCAGGCAAGCAGCGCCGGCCACCACUAGAGCGGAUGUGCAGUGUGGACCGCGUGACUGGGCUGGAGCGAGAAGAUAACAGUUGGUUCCCUAAAGAGAACAUGUUCAGCUUUCAGACUGCUACAACGACCAUGCAGGCGAAUUUCCGGAAGCAUUUAAGAAUGGUGGGCAGCAGACGAAUGAAAGCACAAACAUUUGCAGAGCGCAGGGCGAAGAGUUUCAACCGAUCCUGGAGUGAUCCGACCCCUGUCAAACAAGACUCCCUAAACGACUCAAAAGACAGUGGGGAUCUGCAGACGACCUGCGGUACUCCAGAGGAGGGCGGAUGUGAAGACAUGGACUGGGAGGAGGAGAGAGAGAUGGAGAGACUGGCGUGUGAGGGGGAUGACUUCAUCCCUCCUAAAAUUAUGCUGAUCUCAUCUAAAGUUCCUAAAGCAGAAUAUGUUCCCAACAUCAUUCGAAGGGACGAUCCAUCUAUUAUACCCAUACUCUAUGAUCAUGAGCAUGCCACGUUUGAUGAUAUUUUGGAGGAGAUUGAAAAGAGAUUGACAGCCUACAGGAGGGGCUCUAAGAUCUGGCGCAUGCUGAUCUUCUGUCAGGGCGGCCCGGGGCACCUGUAUCUCCUGAAGAAUAAAGUGGCCACUUUUGCCAAGGUCGAAAAAGAGGAAGACAUGAGCCAGUUUUGGAAACGUCUGAGUCGGUUUAUGAGUAAAGUGAAUCCAGAGCCAAACCUGAUCCACAUUAUGGGUUGUUACGUCCUGGGCAAUCCAAAUGGAGAGAAGCUGUUCCAGAAACUGAAGAACCUGAUGAGGCCUUAUUCUGUCACGUUUGAGUCACCGCUGGAGCUCUCCGCUCAGGGCAAAGAGAUGAUUGAGAUGUACUUUGACUUCCGUCUGUUUCGACUUUGGAAAACCCGGCAACACUCAAAACUCCUCGAUUAUGAAGAUCUCUUGUGACCCAGCGCGGGUCAGAGUGUAGCAUUGCGGGCAGGACGUCCCACUGUAAAACUCCAUUCCACCAGCUUUCAUUGUGGAGUACAGGAGGAAGAGGAGUGCAGAUGGACACAGCCUCUUCGUUGCCAUCGCUGCGUCUCAAGUAUUGUUUAUUUCAGCUCACCUCUGUGGACUUCGACCGCCUCUGAACGGUAACACACAAGAAACAAAAAAAAGUGGCAAUGGAGAAAAGAGAAGCCGUUUCUCAGAACUGGUUGACAGUCUGUCAACUGUUUUUGUUUUUAAACUAACAGUUAUCGUUCACUAGCCGAGACCGUUGUGCUUACAAAAGAGUCACGCCGAAACUUACCUACCAGAACACACAAAAAUGGUCCUAUAUGAAAUAACAGCUAAUAUAUCGGUAUACAUACAGGAUAUACAUCUCAUGCGUAUAUAGAGUAGCUAUAGUCAUGCAAAUAAUCUAAAUGUCAAUGGUACACGAUUUACUUUUUCAAUGUUUAUUGUUGUGGUCUUUCUAAUGAACUAUUUUGAAUAACUCAGGUUUUAGGCUUUACGGAUAUAUUAAUUACUCCCCUACUGAGAUGCGUGGAAGUCAUUUAGGUGGAAAGAAUGUACAUUCUGCCGUCAUACUUAUGUGUGAUCAUUUUAGAGGUUUAGGAAUCUUUCGUCACGUUUAUGAGAGUCUCCUCAUUACACAUCAGUUGAAAAACAUAGACCCGCAUUGCAAAACACAAAGUCCCCAAACUGGGAAAUGGUGACGGCCAGUCAUAUAAUAAUAGAAACACUGACCUCAGUAUAGCCAGACAUUUACACCAGGUGCACCUGAAGCGUCAGCAAGAAUAAAGCAUUAUAGGGAGACUUUACAGAAUUGCUAAAAUAAGCGCUUGUGUCAAUGUGUUUAUAACAAUUAGGCUGUUUUCAUGCUUGGUCUGAACCAGUCUUUAAAUGUAGUAUUCGGCUUCAAAUGGCAGUAUAUGUGCGUCUUCAUCAUGUGUCUGCUACCAGUCAAAAGUUUUUGAACUGUAAGAUUUUUAAUGUUUUUUAAAGAAGUCUCUUCUGCUCACCAAGCCUGCAUUUAUUUAAUCCAAAGUACAGCAAAAACAGUAACGUUAUGACAUAUUUUACUAUAUAAAUAACUAUUUUCUAUUUGAAUAUAUUUUAAAAUGUAAUUUAUUCCUGUG